AUGUACAACGCUAGGCCUCUCGCAUAUGCGCCCACGCCUUACAUUCCGCGCUCCAAUCUGGCCGCGACCAUCAAUCUCGACGAGGAAGUCAAGCUCUCAACAACAAACGCGGAGCGCGACUUGAACGAUUCUCUUGCCGAAAUCUACAGCAUCAUCAUCACCCUAGAUGCCGUCGAGAAGGCCUACCUCAAGGACUCGAUUGCCGAAGCCGACUACACAGAGACAUGCAGCCGAUUGAUGAAACAGUACAAAUCCAAUCUCGCCAACGAGACAGUUGCACGGGCAUUCGGUGAUCUGGAUCAGUUCGCCAGGGACUGGCAUAUGGAAUGUCCAAGGGCCGUUGAACGAUUGCGCGUCGGCAUACCCGCCACCGUCGAACAGGGACCAUCGAGACCAGCUCAGCAAGGUGACUUUGGCGAUGCAACACUUGUAGUCAAUGCGACCGAGACCUUUAUUACUCUGCUGGACGCCAUUAAGAUUGGACUUGUGGAAAAGGAUACGCUACAUCCUCUCCUUGUCGAAAUUAUACAAGCGGUUAAUAAGGUGACUGACGUCGAUUUCGAGAACAAGGGCAAGAUUGUCCAGUGGCUGAUUACGCUGAACCAAAUGCGCGCGGCCGACAAGCUGAACGACGAGCAGGCGCGCGAGUUCCAGUUUGAUAUGGAUCAGGCGUAUUACGGCUUCAAGAGCACGCUGAAGAAGGCUUGA
Molecule: messenger RNA, 708 nt
Organism: Bipolaris zeicola 26-R-13
Lineage: Eukaryota; Fungi; Ascomycota; Dothideomycetes; Pleosporales; Pleosporaceae
Exons: 3
Coding region: 1-708 (235 amino acids)
Biological process (GO): protein transport to vacuole involved in ubiquitin-dependent protein catabolic process via the multivesicular body sorting pathway
Cellular component (GO): ESCRT I complex
Molecular function (GO): protein-containing complex binding
Source: RefSeq, a predicted model, not a curated record